Messenger RNA from Symbiodinium necroappetens, 690 nucleotides. NCBI's taxonomy places the organism in Eukaryota, Dinophyceae, Suessiales, Symbiodiniaceae. The record is from the annotation of a GenBank genome assembly.
AUGGAACUGCGUGGCUCACUCCUGACGAAGCUUGGUGACGGCAUCGAUCUUCGAAAAUGCUAUUUCAUCUCGACGCAGUCUGCGGUGGACUCAGCUUGCAAAGCUAUGGCGCCCUACAUCUUGUGCGAUUCUCCGGGGCAAAGCAUGGAGCAAGUUGCCAGCCGACUGCAGGAAGCGAAGAUGGAGCACUGCAAAAUUUUAUCGGAUGACGACCUCGUGCCGGCCGUUUCCACUUUGCGCCUGUGCAACAUCUCUCCUCGCCAGGGCGUCCGCCAGCUGAAGGGCAUGACCAGGAGGAACAUUUGGCCGACGGACAGCUUCCUGGACUCGAGGCCGGUUCUGAGCACCACGAGCCAAGCAAACGAAGACGACAUUGGGGAUGAAGAGACCUGGCAGUCUUUUGGGAGCUUGUUCGGAGCCAUGUCUGUUCAGCAGCGUGACGCCAUGCGCGACCGGCAUGCAGCUCCUCCAAGAUGCUGCUGGAAGAUGGCCUGGGGCUUCGCUUCGUGCUGCGGGUUCCGACCCAGGCGAGCGGCUGGCUUUCCGCGAGCCAUUCAGAUUUGGCAGAGCUACAUGAGCAGGACACCUCUCGCUUGGCGAAACCAGCGCCUGCGCACUGGAAGCUUCAUGUUUCCACAGGAUGGACUGGUGGAGAAGGUGCUCCGCGACAGAGUUGAAGAGAUGGUAUAG